Corythoichthys intestinalis (scribbled pipefish) is the source of this 1949-nucleotide messenger RNA. RefSeq names its product UDP-glucuronosyltransferase 1-2-like. The coding region runs from base 155 to 1708 and encodes 517 amino acids. Lineage: Eukaryota; Metazoa; Chordata; Actinopteri; Syngnathiformes; Syngnathidae. The transcript is spliced from 5 exons. The record is from RefSeq and is a predicted model, not a curated record. Gene Ontology annotation, molecular function: UDP-glycosyltransferase activity.
GUGGACUAUGAUGCCGUUAAGACACAGCCCAGUCAUUUCCAGUGGGCGACAAUCAGGCUCAGGUGACCUAACAACAAACCUUCACCUGUGACUCCAGUUUGAAGUCCAACCUUCAGAUAAAGACGCUGUGCCGUAGCUGCUGUCAAUCCGCACCAUGGGACCGUUUUUGCUGGCGGUGCUUUUGGUGCUGUGGCGAUGUCCGUGUCGGUGUGACGGAGGCAACAUCCUGGUGUUCCCGGUGGACGGCAGCCACUGGAUCAACAUGAAGGUUCUUAUGGAGGAACUCCACCAGAGAGGACACCGUAUGACGGUCGUCAGAGCCUCCAACAGCAUCUACGUGCCUCAAAGUUCGCCGCUCUACACCACCGUCACCAUCGACGUAGAGGGAGGGUGGGAGGAAUUUUUCCAAUUUCUAGAGGAAUUCAUUAAGGCCCUCCGACACGGCCGAACCAUGCACCUAGAGUUUGCCCAAAUGAUCCUGAGAGCUCACUCGGUGUGGGGCGCCGCCCUUUCCGAGCUCCUGGAUGACCGAGAGACGGUCCGGAGCUUUAGAGACUCCCGCUUCGACCUGGUCCUGACCGACCCGGCCAUCGCUCCCGGCGUGAUUCUGGCCAAGUACCUGGAACUUCCGCUGGUGCUCAAUGUUCGUUGGAUCCAAGGCGGAGAAGGACACUUUGCCGUAGCCCCCUCGCCUCUAUCCUACAUUCCCGUGCCGGGAUCGGGCCUGACGGACAAGAUGGAUUUCUUCCAGAGGGUGCAGAACGUCUUCUACUACGCGGCGGGCCUCUUGCAGCAGAAAUUCCUGAUCGAGCCCAUCUAUAACGCCCUUUGCGAGAAGCACAUCCGCGGCGGAUGCGACAUCAACUCUCUAAUCCAGCAAGCGGACAUUUUGCUCUUCCGCACAGAUUUCGUCUUCGAUUUCCCUCGUCCCACCAUGCCUAACGUGGUCUACAUAGGCGGCUUCCAGUGCCGGUCCGCCGGGCCGCUGCCCGCGCAGCUGGAGGACUUUGUUCAGAGCGCCGGUGAGCACGGCGUGAUCGUAAUGAGUCUCGGCAGUCUGGUCAACGCCAUGCCCGAAAGCGACGCUGAGGAAAUCGCCGCCGUCUUUGCCAGGUUGCCGCAGAAGGUGGUUUGGCGCCACAAAGGUCCUCGGCCGUCCACGCUGGGCAACAACACCCUGAUGUUGGACUGGAUGCCCCAAAAGGAUCUCCUGGGUCACCCGCAGACCAAAGUCUUUGUGGCCCACGGGGGUACCAACGGACUCCAGGAAGCCAUCUUCUACGGCGUCCCCGUCCUGGGCAUCCCGCUCUUCUUUGACCAAUUUGACAACCUGCUGCGCUUAGAACACAGAGGAGCCGCCAAGAUUCUGGAACUGGUGGAUCUCAGCCAAGGCUUUGAGGCCAGCCUCAAGGAGCUUUUGAGCCAAGACGGCUACCGACGCAAUAUGCGGAGGCUGUCGGAACUACACCGCGAUCAGCCCCUGACCCCCAUGGAGCGGGCCGUCUUCUGGGUGGAGUACGUGAUGCGACACAAAGGGGCGCCGCACCUGCGCACCCGGGCUUACGAGAUGCCCUGGUACGCGUACUAUGGUGUCGACGUGGCUUUGGUUUUGGCGGCCGUUCCGGCUGCUACCGCUUUGCUGGCGGUGGUCUUUGUCAGGUUCUUCUGCUGUAGGAAGACCACAAAAAGCAAAACUAAACAACACUAAGAACUAGAAAUGGACAUUUUUGGAGAAAUUGCGACGGUACCUUUGCCGUAUUGGUGUAUUGGCUCACUUCCUGUUCAUUUUGAGGCAUUUAGUGGUCACUUCCUGCUGAUGAUUUGGGGGUGUUUCAGUGUGUAUUCAUUUGAUCACGGGUUGCUUCCUGUUACUCACAGAUCACGGCCUAUCAAUGGAAUGGAGACUAGAGCUAUUGUAAAGGAACAAGGAAUUAUAUUCAUUGGAAAUA